This is a messenger RNA of Carassius gibelio (silver crucian carp), 3263 nucleotides long. RefSeq names its product protein Aster-C. The transcript is spliced from 18 exons. The record is from RefSeq and is a predicted model, not a curated record. Bases 176 to 2176 code for a protein of 666 amino acids. Gene Ontology annotation, biological process: intracellular sterol transport. Lineage: Eukaryota; Metazoa; Chordata; Actinopteri; Cypriniformes; Cyprinidae. Gene Ontology annotation, cellular component: endoplasmic reticulum membrane; endoplasmic reticulum-plasma membrane contact site; plasma membrane. Gene Ontology annotation, molecular function: sterol transfer activity; sterol binding.
GAGUUGGACGAUCGCAACAACCGAGACACACGACACCGCAGCAUGCCAACGACAUGCAGCGGAACAUCUGCGACGACUGAAGUCCAUGAUACAUUUCUUGCAAGACCAAAUUUGUUAAACGCCUGGAUCUCACAUAACCCGGACUCACGGAACAGGAUCUUCUCAGGUGAAAGACAUGGCUCAAACACCCAAACAAGCGACGGCCAGUGAGCUCACACAGGACAACAGUCAAUCCGUGGAAGACAAAGUGAUCUCAGAAGAACAAGAGGGCCUGAAAGUCAGUGGGCAGGUCAUAGCAGCUCCUCAGUCACCUGAAGCAUUGGUUUACACUAUUUAUAAACAGAGGAGUGACGAGUUUCGGAAGUUAUUCAAAGAGGUGCCUGAGUCUGAGAAACUAAUAGCAGACUACACCUGUGCUCUCCAGAAGGAUAUCUUGUUACAAGGCCGCAUCUACCUUACAGAGAAUUGUUUUUGUUUCUACAGUCAUGUUUUUCGUGGUACAAAAAUCACAGUAAAUAUGCAGGAUAUCAUCUCAAUAUCACGAGAGAAGACAGCGAAAUGGAUACCAAAUGCCAUCCAGAUCAGUACCGAUUCAGAGAAGUUUUUCUUCAGCUCAUUUUCGGCAAGAGAGAAAAGUUUCUUGAGUAUGUUUCGGCUUUGGCAGAAUGUUCUAAUGGAGAAGAAACUGACCAAGUUGGAGCUGUUGCAGAUGGUUAAGCAGCAUUAUGGCAAUGACUUAGGAUUGAGUCAUAAUGAAAUGGAAAGCAUUCAGUCAUCAGCAGAUACUGUCACACUUACCGUGCCCAGUCUGAAUAUGCGUGGAGAGGAUUACACGGGGAGGCCAGAAAGGCCCACAUCGCUUCGUCUUCCCCAAGCGGAGCUGAAUUCUUAUGAGGCCAGCACACCACAGGGAGACGACACACAGUCUUCAGCUGGACUGCAAAGCACGCUCUCAGCAAAUGGAGGGGACAACACUCUCAGUACCCCGUCCCAUCACCGCAGUCCAAAUCUGUCAUUAAACCGCUCAGGGUCUGAACGAGUCUCUAAACGCUUCUCUCUCUCUCUGGAUCUAAAUGCCAAUGAAGACCAGCUCUCUGAUAACAGUGGAUCUGACAGCCUGGAGGAGGUGGAAGAACGUGAGACUGCGUCUCCAGUGUCUCCGGGAAGGCUGUUUGUGAACCGGGUGUUUCACAUCAGUGCUGAGAAGAUGUUUGACCUGCUUUUCACAGAUUCUAAUUUCAUGCAGAGAUUUAUGGAUAUCAGGAAGAUCAUAGGUGUAAGCGCUACCUCUUGGCAAAGGGAGGCAUCUGGUGGUAUGAAAAGGACUUUGAACUACACCAUCACCAUUAAUAACCCCCUGAUUGGCAAGUUUUCCACUGCCACAGAAACCCAGACACUAUUUAAAGAGUCGAGGGAGGGUCAGUACUACAUGAUAGAUGCAGAGGUCUACACACAUGAUGUACCUUACCAUGACUACUUCUACACUCAGAAUCGCUACUGUAUCAUCCGCAACUCCAAGCACAAGUGCAGACUCAGGAUUUACACUGAUGUCAAAUACAAAAAGCAACCAUGGGGUCUUGUUAAAUCCUUUAUCACAAAAAACUCCUGGAGUGGCAUAGAAGACUACUUCAGACACCUUGAGGCAGAGCUGCUAGAAGAGGAGGCAGAGUUGACUCAAGGAAGCGGAGAUACUGGAAAGACGGGUGGUUUGCGCAGGAGGCGAAGAACUUACAGUCGCACCCUACAGGAUCAAAUGAAGCCAGGGAAGCAGUACAGCGCAGACUUGGAUCAGCAGAGAGCCGGCACCAUGGGUGCCAUGGAUCUAAAGAACACACAACACAGAUGGAACGUCACUUCGAUUGUGUUUGGGAUGAGCUUAAUACUUUUUGUUCUGGUGGUUUUGAACUUGGGACUGUUCUAUAAACUUUGGGCCAUGGAAGAUAUUGCUCACCGUAUGUACCUGAACACCAAGCACAGAAUGAAAGAGAGAGCAGAGUCCAGUUUGGCACCUGACCUAGGGACUAGACAGGGUAUGCCACACAGAGGUCGAGAAGAAGCUCAUUUACUAAGGGCAGUACUGCAGGACUCCAUUAACCUUCUAGAACAGCUACGCAGUUCUCUUGUGGUGCUUCAACAGACCUUUCAGGUCUACAACAGAUCCUCCUCUCAGCUUUAAAUGGCAUUGAGUUUGGUGACCUACAACACAAGGGCUUUCUUCCCAUAAGACCUCUCCUCACUGAGGAGGGUUGCCAUAGGUACCGUCACUCCAGGGCAGGCUCGUAGCCAUGUUCAUCAUCUCUCUGGGCGUUUUUGUUAUGGUUGGAUGCUUUUUUUUUUUCAGUGCUGUUUUUGUCUUGGAGGAGAACUUUGCACUAGUACACUCAAUUUUAUGAGUUUCCUCUUGGAUUUACUAACUUGACCUUGGAACUGAAGGAGAGAAGCAACACUGCAUUUUCUCAUUUUUCAAAACUAAUAAUAUUGCUGAAGUUAAACUUUAAAGUAACAACAGUGUAGCAUCUUGAAGCACAUGUCCUGGAAUGCUUGAUGCUAAUUUGAUGGACAGAUUUUUUUUCUGGACUGCAACAGAAGCCUUAUAAAACUAAAAAGUCUCAGAUGUAAUGGAUUCAGUGCAGUUGCACAGGGUCUUCAGUUUAAUUAUGAAGGGGGCAAUGCAGGCCCAUUGCCUUUUAGCUCACUUUAAAGCUCUGCCUAACAUUUAGUCAUGUGGCCUUAUUUGCCUUGAUUUAGAUAAUGUUCUUGUCUUAAGAUACCUCUAAGAACUUGUAAAUGAUUCACCUUAAAACCUUAUUAAAGCAGGGAUCACUAAUGACAAAUGAUUAUGCUUAUUGAUUCUAGAAUGCUUGUAGGUUUUGAAUGUUUAUCAGGUUUUUAAUAAUGUCUAAUAGUACAGGUUUGUGUGAAGAAGAUAAAAAUCUGAUGUUUACUGUAAAGGAUGAGUGGUGAUGUUGGAUGUUUUAAAUUGUUUACACUCUUGGUCUUUGAAAUACCACUUUUCAAAUUUUUGGGACUGUAUUGUCACUUUGAACUAAAUUUGUGACACAUUCAUGUAAAUUAUGUACAAUGGGAAAAGUGUGGUAAUUUAUCAAAUAAUGUUUAAUCCUCAAGCAUUUAAUUAUUUAGCAUAAAAAUAUGUAAGAGGUGGAUGUGUAAUAAUAGAUGUCUAUUUUUUGUUAUUGAAAAUAUUCAGUUUUUUUUUUAUUUUUCUUUGGAACCUAUUAAAUAAUAAAAAUGAAAAAUUACAA